Ascochyta rabiei is the source of this 1056-nucleotide messenger RNA. RefSeq lists its product as uncharacterized. The record is from RefSeq and is a predicted model, not a curated record. NCBI's taxonomy places the organism in Eukaryota, Fungi, Ascomycota, Dothideomycetes, Pleosporales, Didymellaceae. The transcript has a single exon. Bases 1 to 1056 code for a protein of 351 amino acids.
AUGGAGCAGGGGAACGGUCCACAGCGACACGGCAGCGAUGACGCAACACGGUCCACAGGGAAGAACAAGGCGAAAGGAACUGCUCAGUCUGAAGGCACGCCAGAGCACAAGCGUAGCAAAUCCGGAGGCUUUCUGGGCAGCCUCGCAUUUCUGAGAUCCAAAGAUGUUGUCAAGAAGCCACUGUUGAGGCUGGAGGCGGAGGAUGAGGGCCAGAUGGAGGACACGGAAGCUGCCCAGGGACGCUCCUCCCUCGCGACUGCAAUGGGGCACGCUCGAAAACGAAAAGGCUCGCUGAGAAAGGCAGCCAUGGCGAAGAUGCGUGAGCGCAGUGGCUCGCUGCGCAAGGACCGGUCGUCUAUGAAGCCGCCCGUUAUCACCACGACCAUGAGCGCAACCUCACUCGACGACGACGAUACAAACCCCCGCCGCUUCAGCUACGAGAACGGUCCUCUCAACUCAUCCUCGGACAGCGGCUGGCUGUUGCCUAAAAGCACCCUGUCUCACUCUGCGUACGCACCCAGUCUAGAGGCUGCAGAACGCCCGCGACUCCUCGCCUCGCCCAUCACGAGCCCCGUCGGCCCAUACGCAUCCACAACGGACGAAGACGAAGCACUCUCAUUCUACCGACCUCCCGUGUCCGGCAGCAGCAGUUCUUUGUACGCCAUGUCUACACAAGACCCCACUGUCCAGGGCCGGCGCUCGAAUCGAUCUGAUCGGCGUACCUCUCUGACCACAGUCCAAACGCCCACUGACCUCGAAGCAGAAGACGAAUGGGACUACAGCGAGACAGAGUGGUGGGGUUGGGUCGUGCUUAUAGUGACGUGGAUCGUCUUUGUCGUUGGAAUGGGCUCCUGUCUUGGUGUCUGGAGCUGGGCUUGGGAUGUUGGUGAAACUCCUUAUGCGCCACCAGAGCUGGAAGACGACGAGUCGCUGCCCAUUGUUGGAUACUACCCUGCAUUGAUAGUGUGUACGGCCGUGAUGAGCUGGGUUUGGGUUGUGAUAGCUUGGGUGGGCAUGAAGUACUUUCGACACUCGAAGAUGGUGGCAGACGAUUGA